CUAACCCAUUGUCUUGUCAUCCAUAGGAAGGAGGGCUUGGCAAAAUGUGGGAAGUGCAAAAAAGCGUUGUAUUGCAAUGUGAAAUGUCAGGUAAGACAUGAUGGUGAUGGAUGAUGACAUUGCACAUACAGUGCCUUCGGAAAGUAUUCAGACACCUUGACCUUUUCCACAUUUUGUUCCAUUACAGCCUUAUUCUAAAAUUGAUUAAAUUGUAUUUUUUCCUCAUCAAUCUACACACAAUACCCCAUAAUGACGAAGCAAAAACAGGUUUUUAGAAAUGUUUGCUAAUUUAUUAAAAAUAAAAACUGUAAUAGUGCAUUUACAUAAGUAUUCAGACCCUUUACUCAGUACUUUGUUGAAGCACAUUUGUCAGCGAUUACAGCAGCGAGUCUUCUUGGGUAUGAUGCUACAAGCUUGGCACACCUGUAUUUGGGGAGUUUCUCCCAUUCUUCUCUGCAGAUCCGUCAGUUUGGAUGGGGAGCGUUAGGGUUACUCUCCAAAGAUGUUCGAUCGUGUUCAACUCCGGGGUCUGGCUGGGCCACUCAAGGACAUUCAGAGACUUACAUUUUAGUCAUUUAGCAGAACGCUCUUAUCCAGAGCGACUUACAGGAGCAAUUAGUGUUAAGUGCCUUGCUCAAGGGCACAUCGACAGAUUUUUCACCUAGUCGGCUCGGGGAUUAGAACCAGCAACCUUUUGGUUACUGGCACAACACUCUUAACCACUAAGCUACCUGCCGAAGCCACUCCUGCGUUGUCUUGGCUGUGUGCUUAGGGUCGUUGUCCUGUUUGAAGGUCCCAGUCUGAGGUCCUGAGCGCUCUGGUGCAGGUUUUCAUCAAGGAUCUCUCCGUUCAUCUUUCCCUCGAACCUGACUAGUCUCCCAGUCCCUACAGCUGAAAAACAUCCCCACAGCAUGAUGCUGCCACCACCAUGCUUCACUGUAGGGAUGGUGCCGGGUUUCCUCCAGACGUGACGCUUGGCAUUCAAGCCAAAGAGUUCAAUCUUGGUUUCAUCAGACCAGAGAAUCUUGUUUCUCAUGGUCUGAGAGUCUUUAGGUGCCUUUUGGCAAACUUCAAGCGGGCUGUCAUGUGCCUUUUACUGAGGAGUGGCUUCCGUCUGGCCACUCUACCAUAAAGGCCUGAUUGGUGGAGUGCUGCAGAGAUGGUUGUCCUUCUGGAAGGUUCUCCCAUCUCCAUAGAGGAACUCUAGAGCUCUGUCAUAGUGACCAACGGGUUCUUGGUCACAUCCCUGACCAAGGCCCUUCUCCCCCGAUUGCUCAGUUUGGCCAGGUGGCCAGCUCUAGGAAGAGUCUUGGUGGUUCCAAACUUCUUCCAUUUAAGAAUGAUGGAGGCCACUGUGUUCUUGGGGAUCUUCAAUGCUGCAGAAAUGUUUUGGUACCCUUCCCCAGAUCUGUGCCUCGACUCAAUCUUGUCUCGGAGCUCUGUACAGACAAUUCCUUCGACCUCAUACCUUGGUUUUUAAUCUGACAUGCACUGUGAACAGUGGGACCUUAUAUAGACAGGUGUGUGCCUUUCCAAAUCAUGUCCAAUCAAUUGACUGUACCACAGGUGGACUCCAAUCAAGUUGUAUAAACAUCUCAAGGAUAAUCAAUGGAAACAGGAUGGAAACAGGAUGCACCUGAGCUCAAUUUAGCAAAGGGUCUGAAUACUUAUGUAAAUAAGGUAUUUAUGUUUUUUAUUUUUAAUACAUUUUCAAAAAUGUCUAAAAACCUGUUUUCGCUUUGUUAUUGUGGGGUAUUGUGUGUAGAUUGCUCAGGAAAAUAUUUUAUUUAAUCAAUUUUAGAAUAAGGCUGUAACGUAUCAAAAUGUGGAAAAAGUCAAGUGGUCUGAAUACCUAGCUGUGCAUUCUCUUCCAGACUCAGUGUGUACUAUACUCUCAGUUCUGAAUGUUCUGAAUGUGAAGGCAGAUAAUGUGUCAUUAAUAUCAUAUAGACAGAAUGCCUAUAGUUCCAGGAAUGGCUGGGGGAAUGGAUGGGGCUAGGGUAGAGGGGUUAGUUUGGAAUGGGAAGGAAGGGGGUAGAGGAUAUACCAAAUCGGCAGGGUUAGGGGAAAGCAUAUAGUUAGGGUUAGGGUUUGGGUUAGGGUCAUCCCUAAACACUGGUUGUUUUGAAAUGUGGGUCAGCGUGGUCGGGAUGUUUUCUGUGGGGUAUGAGGAAUGGGGGUGUAGGUCUGAAACCCUACCUCUUCAAAGAGUAUCUUAAAUAUCACACAGCACCAAGAGUGUGCAAGGCUGUCAUCAAGACAAAGGGAUGGCUAUUUGAAGAAUCUCAAAUAUAAAAUAUAUUUUGAUUUGUUUAAUACUUUUUUGAUUACUACAUUAUGUGUUAUUUCACAGUUUUGAUGUCUUCACUAUUAUUCUACAAUGUAGAAAAUAGUAAAAAUAGUAAAAAUAUAGAAAAAACCUUGAAUGAGUAGGUGUUCUAAAACUUUUGACCGGUAGUGUACUUCAUACAUAACUCCUGUGUGUGUUCUUCAGAAAGGGGACUGGGCGAUGCACAAGCUGGAGUGCGGGGCCAUGAUAGCGUACGGGGAGAACUGGUGUCCAUCUGAGUCCGUCCGGCUGGUGGCUAGGAUAAUCGCCAAACAGGUGAGAGAGAAAAGUAGCUCUAUAGCACAGUCACUACAAGUAACUCUACCAGUGUGAUGAUAACCUAUGUAAUUACCCUGUAAUUGGUCUACUGUAAGAUAAGCCUUAUAUAUAGCCUAUACUGUAUGUCAACAAGAUGUGUAGCCCUUUCCUGCAGUCAAAUGACCUACUGGCCUCAUGGGUGGAAUGUUAUUAAUAUUUUUCAUAAUUUCAUAAUUAAUAAAUAUAAUUGUAAAAGUCCGGUUUUUCUAUGUCAAAUGGUUUUGUUAUAUUUCAGUCUUCUGUGAUGUAUAUAAAGUGUCAUAUUGGGAUGCUAACUCAAAAUUGAAAAAAUGUCAACUCUAUAUCUGACAUGGUACAGGUGUCUUCUUUUUUUAAGCCCAUAACCAUGUGUGUGAGGUGUAUACUUUUGUUUCAAAGUAGAUUUGUUUAAGACCACCAAUAAACACUCUGUGUUAUCCUGAUUUAGCCCACUGCAGUAAAAGGUUAAGGUCUGUAUGGGAUCUGUAAGUGUUGUUAGUGCUGCUAGUUGUUCUGGGAUGCUUAUUUUGGCAGACAGAGGGUGUUAACUCAACUGUCUCGCUCUGUUUUUGCAGAAAGCCCAGAAAGAGAGGAGUACGUCAGAGAAGCUCCUGCUGAUUGGAGAGCUGGAAUCACGUACUAACAAAACACACACAGAGAGAAUGAGUCAUUACGCUGAGUGUUCCUUUGUGUUCUGUCUGCUUAUUGUAAUUAUGUGUGAGAGGCAUCUCUUUCAUCAUGGUACUGGAAGUGACACAAAGUAAAGGAAGAUAAAAUGAUAUUGUAAUGAAUUCGGGCGGGGUUAGCCCCGACCGGGACUCAAACCCGGGUCCAGUGACUGUCAACCGAGUGUGUCCCUACUCUUUUCUAUACCAAGUCCCUCACGUGUACCCGCCUAUCCAAUGGCCUCAUGCGCGCUAUCCCACUUCUUACACCAAUGUAGCAAAUUCGGGGUUUAGCCCCGAUCGGGACCCGAAUCCGGGUCCAGUGACUGUCAACCCAACCCCUUAGCUGUUACACCAAGAGAUCCAAAACUCAUGACGAGGUUUCUAGGUGUUGGGUUAAGGUUGCUACAAUAUACUGGAUAUACAGUAUAAUUGUAAUAUAGUGUAAUUAUCAUAUUCAUCCAUUCUUUGGCCCUAAUACUGAUUGCUUUUCAACAGCAGCUUAUCUUCAAACCUAGUCUUCAGAGAGACAGACAGAAUAGUGUUGUCAAGCUGGCACUAUUUAUACAUUAGUGAUAAGUGUCACCCGACACCCUCCACUACCAGGCCUUUACCAGAGCCACCCAGCGAAUGUCCCCCUUAUAGAAUAAACCCAUUCAUCCUGAUAGCACAGCAGCUUUACAUACAUUGAAAAUACAAUUAAUGAUAUGAUAAAGUCACAUUUGCUACGUACUGUAGGGGCAUUGAGAGGGGUGUGUGAGGUUGAGAGAGAGUGGUGGGAGGAAGGAUGCUUGAUUGGAAGCUCUUUGCAGCUGUCCAAGGAUUAGCAUGGAAUGAAAGACCCUCUCAAUGAGUCAACAGCAGUAAGAGUUUAGAUCAACUUUAUUCAUUUCAUAUCUAUUCCACAAUAAUGUUUGUGGAGACACCAUCAUUUGUAAUAUUUUACAUGAUCUUUGAAUGAGUUUCUCUCUGUCUCCCUCUCCUGCUAUUCAUCCCCCCUUCAUUGUGUCUCUCAGACACAGACGAUGUAGACAAUGAGAAGCGGGAGAUUCAUGAGGGAGACAUAGCCAGCCUGCACCAGUUCUACUCCAAAAACCUGGACUUCCCCAGCAAAACAGCCCUCCUCACACUCUUCUCACAGGUAAAACACACGCACACAUAGAGACACACACACACACAUUUUCUCUGCAGAGUUAAUUACAAAGAAAACUAUUGUCUUUCAUAUCACCUCAGUGUCCCUCUUUCUUAUAGUAGGCCUGUACCCAUUCUGGGACUCCCUCCCUGUUCUGUCUUCCAGGUCAAUUGUAAUGGCUUCACAGUGGAGGAUGAGGAGUUGUCGAAAAUGGGCUCAGCAGUCUACCCAGAGUAAGAAUACAACCCCCCCCCCCCCCCCCCCCAACUCCACUACAUUUACUCCAUACAUUUUCCCUGACACCUAAAAGUACUUGUUACAUUAUGAAUGCAUAGCAGGACAGGAAAUGGUCCAAUUCACACACUUAUCAAGAGAACAACCCUGGUCAUCCCUACUGCCUCUGAUCUGGUGGACUCACUAAACACAUAUGUUUCAUUUGUAAAUGAUGUCUGAGUGUUGGAGUAUGCCCCUGGCUAUCCGUACAUUUUAAAAACAAUACAAUUGUGUUGUCUGGUUUGCUUAAUAUAAGUAAUUUUAAAUUAUUCAUACUUUUACUUUUACUUUUGAUACUUAAGUAUAUUUUAGCAAUUACAUGUACUUUUGAUACUUAAGUAUAUUUAAAACCAAAUACUUUAAUACUUUUACUCAAGUAGUAUUUUACUGGGUGACUUUCACUUUUACUUGAGUCAUUUUCUAUUAAGGUAUCUUUUACUUUUACUCAAGUAUGACAAUUGGGUACUUUUUCCACCACUACACACACACACACACACACACACACACAUACACACACACAGACACACAGACAGGCAAGGGAAAGCUAAUCCUAGACCAGCAUAAAAAGGUAACAAUCCCUUCUGUGGUGGUGGGCAAUUUGUAAAUGUUGUCACACACACACAGGCUGUUUGGUUGUAAAUCUCCUUGGAUGGUGAUUGUGUAGUAAAGUGUCUGUAUUUGCCCACUCAGCCUGUGGUAGAGCUAUUUUCAGCUCAUGCCCAUGCCAUUUAAGGCCUAUGUUUCAUUUGAAAAGAGAUGGCUUUUCCUGGCCGACACAACAGCUAAGAGCUUACUCUUAAGGCAUUGGAAGAAAGAAUAUCCCACUCCCUUUGAUGAAUGGGCCAGUGCCAUGGCACAGCUGGCUAACUAUGAAAGAGUUUCUUAUUCGCAUCUGGGUAAACUAGACCACUUUGAAUAUACUUGGGGCCCCUUCAUUGCUUGGUCAAAUGAACCUUAAAGGUGACAUGAAUAUAUCUGAAAUCAGUGUUAUUAUAUAUAAAUUUUUCAUGUCCUUUUUGUUGUUGUUGUGAAAUAAUUUUUUUUAAUAAAAACCAAAAAAAGAGGCCUAUGUGACCUCAGUAUACACUCUAUAUAGUGUAUGUUAACACCAAAAAGUCCAUGUAAAUGUUAUGAUGAAGCUGUUCUCUCAGAGAAUGUUUAUGUCGUUCCUAUGGCGAUGUUAGUAGCACCCUUCUUCCAUAUUUUCCCCCUUCUCUCUCUCUCUCUCUCUCUCUCUCUGUAUCUCUCUGUCUCCCAUUUCUUUCCCAUUUCUCUCCCUCUUUGUUCCCAUGCUCACCCCCAUCUAUCUCCUUUUCUCUCCGUUUCUUUCUCUCUCUCUCGCUCUCUAUCUCUCUCUCUCUCUCUCUCUCUCUCUCUCUCUCUCUCUCUCUCUCUCUCUAUCUCUCUCUCUCUCUCUCUCUCUCUCAGUGUGGCCCUGGUAAACCACAGCUGCUGUCCUAACGUCAUAGUCACGUACAAGGGGAAUGUGGCUGAGGUCCGGGCCGUGCAGGACAUGACCCCUGGGGAAGAGGUGAGGAUGGGGACAGCUGUCGAAAGGCAGUGGGGGAUUGGUGUCAAGGCUCAAUGUUUCAGGUAGGAAGGGGGAGAGUGUUGAGGGGUUAAGGGAAGGGGCAGGUAGAAGUGGGCACCAGUGUCAUGUAUUGAAUUGCUAGUACACUGCUGAGUCAGAGAAGUGCAUAGUGGGACCGGGGUUGGUUGUAGACAGGUGACAGGAAGUUAGGUCAUAGGUGGCUUGCCGUAGUCUAAUCUGUGUCUCUUGUCUUGGCAAGGGAGCUUUUGGAACAUAGAUAGUGGAGUGUGUGGCUGGGGGUCUUAGUGGCGUCGCAGAAGAUGAAGGAGGGAGGGAGGAGGAGAUGGAGCAGACACAGCAGCUGAUUAAAUAGCUUUGCAGGGUUAUUUUAAAACCUGUUCUGAGGACUGGUGGUCAAAAAAACUGAGGCGAUAUGAAAUAGAUCUCACUGAUCUCAAUAUAUGACUUGUAUGAAUAGUGAAUUUCAAUGGUGAAUGUUUAUUAACUGAACACUUGUAUUGUGUGUGUGUGUGUUCCCAGGUGUUCACCAGCUACAUAGACCUCCUCUACCCUACAGCAGACAGAAACGAGAGGUUGAGAGACGCAUACUAUUUCACCUGCGACUGCAAAGAGUGUAAAACCAAAUCUAAAGUAAGAGGCCAAUGUAUGAUCAUCAGUUACUUCCUCCACCUUGAAUAUUCAUAUUUGAAUAAUUAUGAUUUUAAAGGGAUACGUCACCCAAAUGUUCAUUGUUUUAGGACAAGAUGAAGCUGAAGGUGCGUAAGAGAAACAAGCCUCCCGGACCGGAGGAGAUCAGUAGCAUGAUGCGCUACGCUAGGAACAUCAUCAAAGAGUUCCGCUCCGCCAAACAAAUAGCAGAAAAAUAUCAGAAAAAUAUCCUUUUUGGUCCUUCUCUCUCCAUGUAGCUUCUCAACCUGAGCUAAAGUGGAUGAGUUUAGAGAUACAAAUGUGUCUUAUAUUGUAGGUUUUAAUUUCUGCCCAACACAGCUCAAAUAUUUAUAGCGAAGAAGUUGGCUAAGUUGGCUAAGUUGGCUUACAGUCAGUCUCACUGGCUAUGUUCCUGAUUCUGUAAAUUCAGUCUUGACCUUGACUCUUGAGCACCCCCUGGUGAGCUGAUGGAGAUGUGCCAGCUGAGCCUGGACAAGAUGGGUGAAGUGUUUGAGGACUCCAACGUGUACAUGCUGCACAUGAUGUACCAGGCCAUGGGAGUGUGUCUCUACAUGGGGGAUUGGGACGAAGCCAUCCGCUAUGGAGAGAAGGUCCUCAAACCCUACAGGUACUGAUCCAUACACACACCUAGAACCCUUCAGGGACUGAUCCAUACAUACACCUAGAACCCUUCAGGGACUGAUCCAUACAUACACCUAGAACCCUUCAAGUACUGAUCCAUACAUACACCUAGAACCCUUCAGGGACUGAUCCAUACAUACACCUAGAACCCUUCAGGUUAUGAUCCGAUAGAACCUUAAAUAAGUACUGAAUCUGUUUUCCUCACCUGUCAAAUUGAUACAUUAUAGCUGUAAUGUUUAUCUCCCCAGGUUUGUACAGUGAUGAUUCCUACCUUUCUAAGUCAGCUGAUGUCUGUAUAGUAACCAUAUACAUUUUAUUGUCCUCUCUAGCGUACUGUACCCUCCUUACUCCAUGAAUGUGGCCUCCAUGUAUCUGAAGUUGGGCCGUCUGUACCUGGGCCUGGAGAGAAAGUUAUCGGGCAUCGACGCCCUGAAGAAGGUAACAACACUAGAAGCCUCUCAGUACCAUUUCCAUAGCGGCUACUUGUUAUAACAUGUAGUGAGAGAUAUGAAAAGAUAUGCUUCUAUUGAAUCUGUCAAUAUGAGUGAAAGACAUAGUGGACUGUUAAACUCUUAUCUUUGUGUGUUUGUGUCCAGGCGAUGGCGAUAAUGGAGGUGGCUCAUGGAAAGGAUCAUCAGUAUCUGAUAGAGCUUCGUAAAGAGAUCGAGAUGCAGAAAUAAAGAAACUGACCUCACACCCUGAGAACAGAGAUCAAACAACAGAAAUGAAGCCUCUCUUUCUUUCUCUGUCUCUCUCUCACACACAAAGAUCUACCGUGUAUGGCACUUUCCCUUCUCCUUGGUUUUGAAGCACAGUAGGAGGAGAAUGGUGAAGUUACAGUCAUGGAGAAAUGAUCUAUUUAAUUCUGUGGUUAAAGUAUUUUAUACAUGGGAGGUCUUGACUACGAGUGCAGUUAUUAAAUAUUGAAUACCUUCAUACUGAGCAG
Messenger RNA from Coregonus sp. 'balchen', 8484 nucleotides. The record is from the annotation of a GenBank genome assembly. NCBI's taxonomy places the organism in Eukaryota, Metazoa, Chordata, Actinopteri, Salmoniformes, Salmonidae.